CAUGUUCCUUCCUUUCUCUCUCUAUGUAUACAUAACAAAAAUUAUCUCUAUAUUCCCACCUCCAUAUAUAUAUACGACACCUGUUCUAAUAACAAACGUUCUUUCAUAUACCCCUCAUUUUUCUCUCUUAGAUUCUCCUUCCCCAUCUUCCCUCUUCUUUCUCUGGGGGUAUAGCCUUAUAUUAGAUAGAUAGCGUCAAAGGCGCUUUUUUGGGAAAAAGAAAGCAAAAGGAGGAUUCUUUUUUUUGGGUUAGCGAUGAUGGAAGGAGAGAAGAGAAAACAAAGGCGACACCAACAAGAUAAGCCAUACAGAGGUAUACGUAUGAGGAAGUGGGGUAAAUGGGUGGCUGAAAUUAGAGAACCCAACAAACGUUCUCGUAUUUGGCUUGGUUCUUAUUCUUCUCCUGUUGCAGCUGCUCGUGCUUAUGACACUGCUGUUUUUUACUUGCGUGGUCCUUCAGCUAGGCUUAAUUUCCCUGAAUGCAUAGUUAAUGAUAACCAUGAAAUUCAUGAUCUUUCUGCUGCUUCUAUUCGUAAGAAAGCUACUGAAGUUGGUGCUAGAGUUGAUGCUCUGCAAACUGCGAUUCAUAAUUCAUCUGGUUCACCACCUGGAUCCACCUGUAAUUCGAACUCGAAACCUACAAGGGUUGUCGUAAAGCCGGAUUUGAAUGAAUAUCCUAGCCCUGAAAGUUGUGAUGAUGAAGAUAACGGAAUCAACAGCUUUAAUUAGUACUGCUUCAAGCCACAAGUGGCUAUAAGGAUUAUUAUGGCGAUAGAUAUUGAGAAUUAUCUGUGUUUGUAUGAACAUAAUCCGAAGGGAUUAUAUGUUAAUAUUAUCACUUUUUUUAGUAGUUAAAAGAAAUCCCAAUUACAACUAGUAUUGUUUCUUA
Molecule: messenger RNA, 889 nt
Organism: Lycium barbarum (goji berry)
Lineage: Eukaryota; Viridiplantae; Streptophyta; Magnoliopsida; Solanales; Solanaceae
Product: ethylene-responsive transcription factor ERF010-like
Exons: 1
Coding region: 256-729 (157 amino acids)
Biological process (GO): regulation of DNA-templated transcription
Molecular function (GO): DNA-binding transcription factor activity; DNA binding
Source: RefSeq, a predicted model, not a curated record